UUGGGGUUUAAGGCUUUCUCUGUUCAUUGAAGUUUUGACUCUGGCUGUAGUCAAGGUUUUGUUUGACUUGGUUGAUAAUGUUGGAAGAGUUUGGGCAUAUACAAUCGAGAAAAGAAGACGUUCCUGUCUUGAUUGAUUGGGGAACAAAUAUCUAAAUCUUUUUUUCCUGCCAUAUCUGGUUUUUUGUUUAUCUCCAACCGAUUCUUUGUGGUAAUUUUGGUUUUGGACUCGCACACCAACUGUUCGGGGUUUUAUCUCAGAAAAAGCAACGCCUUUUAUUUUAUUACUUGAUAAUGAAGAGAAGAUCCAUAAUAACGUUAUCAUCUUCAGCAAUCCGGUGUCAAAAAUCAGACUUCAUGUUUGUUUCAGUAAGGCAAAUAUCAAAUGGAGGAAAGAGAUCAAAGAAGAAAAUAUACCACAGAGACUAUCAACUUGACAAAGUAAUGGAUUUGCAGAAGAAACCAUCUUUAAUUCUUCAGCUAAAGUCCAUUAUCCAAUCUCAAAAUCAUCAACGUCUUCUUCUUCGUGACCUCGAAAAGGAAGUUGGGUUUGUGGCAAAAUGGAAUUUCAUGUCCAUCAUUGAGAAGUACCCUUCAAUAUUCCGUGUUGGUGGUGGCUGUGGAAAAGAAUUCCCUUUUGUUACCCUAACUGGAAAAGCCGAAAAGGUUGCAAGAGAAGAGGGUGAAGCAAGGAAUUUGAUGGAACCCAUUUUGGUUAAGAACCUCAGGAAGUUGUUAAUGUUGUCUAUUGAUUGCAGGGUGCCAUUGGAGAAGGUUGAAUUCAUUGGAAAUGAACUUGGCUUGCCUCAUGACUUCAAAAAGUCAUUGAUUUUCAAAUAUCCUGAAUACUUUUCCAUCAAAGUUAUCAAUGGUAGAGCUUAUCUUAACUUGGAGAAUUGGGAUUCUUCACUGGCAGUGACUGCUCGUGAGGAGAGAUUCGCACGUGAAAGGAUGUUGCAAUCAGCUGGUGGUCAAAAUAAGGUUCGGAUCACGAAAGAUGGUAACUAUCUUGGUCCAUUCGCAUUUAAAAUGUGUUAUGCUGCUGGUUUUAGACCGAAUAAGAGUUAUCUUGAGGAGCUUGGGAAGUGGCAGAAAAUGGAAUUCCCUUCUCCAUACUUGAAUGCAAGGAGAUUUGAAGUUGCGGAUCCAAAAACCCGAAAAAGAGUGGUGGCUGUGCUUCAUGAACUCCUCAGUUUGACCAUGGAGAAGAGGAUGAUAUCUGCCAAACUGGACGCAUUUCAUUCAGAGUACCGAUUACCGUCCAAGUUAGUGCUAUGUUUGAUAAAGCACCAUGGUAUAUUUUACAUUACAAAUAAAGGUGCAAGGAGCACUGUAUUUCUUAAAGAAGCAUAUGAUGGUACAAAUUUGGUAGAUAAAUGUCCUAUCCUGAUGUUUAAUGAUAAGUUUGUUGCACUUAGUGGUAGACAUGUAACGUUAUGAAUUAUAAUUAGGUUGUUACUUAACAGAUGUGGGACAAUACCACUUUGCAACCAUGUUAAUUUAUGAUGUCAAUGCAGUUGACAUAGGAGCUGAUAAUUGUAAA
Molecule: messenger RNA, 1542 nt
Organism: Gossypium arboreum
Lineage: Eukaryota; Viridiplantae; Streptophyta; Magnoliopsida; Malvales; Malvaceae
Product: protein WHAT'S THIS FACTOR 1 homolog, chloroplastic-like
Exons: 1
Coding region: 294-1439 (381 amino acids)
Molecular function (GO): RNA binding
Source: RefSeq, a predicted model, not a curated record